This is a messenger RNA of Didymella exigua CBS 183.55, 2647 nucleotides long. RefSeq names its product zincin. Gene Ontology annotation, biological process: proteolysis. Bases 137 to 2224 code for a protein of 695 amino acids. Gene Ontology annotation, molecular function: metalloendopeptidase activity. The record is from RefSeq and is a predicted model, not a curated record. The transcript has a single exon. NCBI's taxonomy places the organism in Eukaryota, Fungi, Ascomycota, Dothideomycetes, Pleosporales, Didymellaceae.
UUUGAGAUAGUACCGCGGUUGUUGUUUGAUCUAGAGUACUGCAUUUGGCGUGAUCCCAGCCCCUUGGACACUCGACCGGCCCGCGCCACAGCCUCACGCAGAGGACGGAUUCUGCAGAGGACUGAUUCCGCAGAGGAUGCACCUCCUCGCCUCGCUCGCCUCGCUCCUCGCCCUCGCCACCCCGCACAUCGCAUUGGCAUCGAGCUCACACCGCGCCCCGCUGCGCUCCAUCCAGUACGCCCAGAAUGCAGACAUCCUGACGCCGAACCACCGCGUCACGGCCGUCAGCACCUUUGACGUGGCCUUUGACGUCGGCCCCCAGCGCAUUCGCCUCAGCCUCGAGCCCAACCACGACUUGUUUGUCGACGGCGGCCGCGUCACGCACCUCGCCGCCGACGGCAGCGUGCAGCAGCAGGCGCCCAUUGACCGCCACCAGCACAAGGUCUUCAAGGGGACGGCGUGGGCGAAGCGCGGCAGUCGCUGGGACAAUGUCGGGUGGGCGCGCGUCGGGAUGCGGCGCGACGGGGUGGCGCCGCUGUUCGAGGGCACCUUUACGCUGAACGACGACCACCACCACAUCAAGCUGGCGAGCAGCUACCGGGCGACGCGGCUGGCCGAGGACCCCGACGUGGACGCAGACGCAGACGCCGCCGGCGAGGAGCGCAUGGUCGUGUUCCGCGACAGCGACAUGGGCAUGGCGCCGCACGAGGACCAUGCCGAGCUGCGGAGGCGGGCGGGCGUGCACGGCCAGGCGUGCGGCAGCGACGCGCUUGGGUUCAACUCGCAGGCCGACCACCCCGUGUACGCGGGCAUGCGCGCCCGCGACAUGACGAGCCGGGCGUCGAUGCCGCUCGAGCGCCUGUUUGGCCGCCAGAUUGACGGGCAGCCCGGCAGCGGCGGCGCGGGCGUCAACCUGGUCAGCACGAUUGGCAGCACGCAGGGCUGUCCGACGACGCGCAAGGUGGCGUUGGUCGGGGUCGCGGCCGACUGCACGUACAUCCAGUCGUUCAACCGCGACCGCAACCAGACGCAGCAGAACAUCAUCGAGCAGCUCAACUCGGCGUCGGCGCUGUUCGAGAGCACCUUUCAGAUCUCGCUGGGGCUCGCCAACGUCGUCAUCACCGACCCGGACUGCCCCGCGACGGCGCAGGCCUCGACGCCCUGGAACCAGGGCUGCAGCGACGGCGUCGACAUCCAGGCCCGUCUGAACCUCUUCUCCUCGUGGCGCGGCCAGCAGGCCGACAACUACUCGCACUGGACGCUGCUGUCGACGUGCAACACGGGCUCUGCCGUCGGCCUGGCCUGGCUCGGACAGGCCUGCGUGCAGGGCUCGCAGCAGAACAGCGGCAGCACGACCGAGACGGUCGCCGGCGCCAACGUCGUGGUGCGCACGUCGACCGAGUGGCAGGUCAUUGCCCACGAAACCGGCCACACGUACGGCGCGGUCCACGACUGCACCGCCGCGGCCUGCGCCGACUCCAACACGGUCAACUCGCAGCAGUGCUGUCCGCUCAGCAGCUCCACCUGCAACGCCGGCGAGCAGUACAUCAUGAACCCGUCGACCGCCCAGGGCAUCACCCGCUUCUCGCCGUGCUCCAUUGGCAACGUCUGCUCCGCCCUGCAGCGCAACUCGGUCGAGUCGUCGUGCCUGACCAACAACCGCGGCAUCACCACCAUUGGCGAGCCCGUGUGCGGCAACGGCAUCGUCGAGGAGGGCGAGGACUGCGACUGCGGCGGCACCACGCAGUGCGGCUCCAACAACUGCUGCAACGCGUCGACCUGCAAAUUCAAGAACAACGCCGUCUGCGACGACAGCAACGAGGACUGCUGCAACAACUGCCAGUUCGCCUCGGCCACCACCGUCUGCCGCGCCUCCCAGGGCUCCUGCGAUCCCGCGGAGACGUGCAACGGCACCUCCCCGUACUGUCCCGAGGACAAGUGGGAGGAGUCGGGCAAGAGCUGUGGCAACGGCCUGCAGUGCGCGAGCGGCCAGUGCACCUCGCGCGACCAGCAGUGCAAGACGCUCAUGGGCAGCUACACGCAGGGCAACGAGACGUACGCGUGCGACACGCGCAGCUGCACCCUCUCGUGCGGCUCGCCCGAGUUCGGCCGCGGCGUGUGCUACGGCCUGCAGCAGAACUUUCUCGACGGCACCGUCUGCGCCGGCGGGCAUUGCGUCAACGUGAGUCAUUACAUCCUACCUCUUUUCUGCGUCUCGUGCUAACAAUCUCAGGGCCGCUGCGACGGCAACGUGGGCAACGAGAUCAAAUCCUGGAUCGACCAACACCUGACCCUCGUCAUCGGCCUCGCCGCCGGUCUCGGCGGCGCGCUGCUCCUCUGCAUCCUGUGCUGCUGCUGGCGCUCGUACCGCCGUCGCCGGUCAAGGGCCAAAUACGCCGCCCAGGCUGCGGCGUACGGCCGCGGUCCCCAGCCCAACAAUGGUGGGCGCGGGGGCAGGAGACGCCCCCCGCCUCCGCCGCCGCCGCCGCCGCAGAUGAGCGCCAUGAGCGGGAAUCAGGGCGCGCCGCCGCCGUAUGCGUGGCAGGGCCAGGCUGGCAUUCCACAGCCGCCGCCGUUGAGGCAGAGGGAUAGCGUGCGGUAUGCAUGAGCUUCUCUGUGCUCUGUUUCUUUUGUUGCGAAUUGGGGG